AUGUUAACACAACCAGACUUUUGGAAAUUAGAAGAAGAAGAUUCAUUAUUAUUACAUAACGAUGGAUAUUUAAAAAACAGUAUUAAACAAAACGCUGAACUUAUUGAAAAAGCAAAUGAAUGGUAUGAAAUUGUUAUGUCACAUGCAGAAGAACCAAUUCCUGAUUAUGUUAUAGAAGAUAUUGAGAAUGUUCCUGAAGGUAUAUCAAGAAUUAUUUAUUUAGAUGUUUUUAGAACAUUAAAGUCCCCAGUUUAUCAAAACCCUUUAAUUAAAUUAUUAACAAAAUGUUGGAAAGAUUUUGGAGAUUAUGCUCAACCAAUGUGUUUAGUUGCUGCUUUCCUUAGAUUAACAUUAAGUGAAAAUAAAGUUUAUAAAAUGCUUCAUGUUAUUAAUAAAAGUGAAUUUUAUAUUCCUGGAUAUUGGAAAGCACAAGCUACUGGAUAUGCUUCUGAUGCAUAUACCGCAAUGGAAGUCUCUAAAACAAUUAAUCCAUCUGCUACACAAAAAAUUCUUCAAAUUCAACCAUUUCCAGAAACGUUUUGUCAAAAAUUUUUCACAGCAAUUGGUAUUCACGUUUUUCCUUUUUGUUUACAAUUUGAUGUAAUGGAUAAAUUUAUUAGAGGUGGAAGAAAGUUUCUUAUUCAAUUGAUUUGUAGUGUGAUUGAUGUACAGGGAGAUAUGCUUCUUAAUACUAAUGCUGUUAAUGUUAUAUUUGAAUUACUUCGAUUAGACAAAAAGUCAACACCAUUUGAAGUUAUCAAAAAAAUUGUUGAAGAAGCAGAACAUUAUACUCAAGUUAAUAACUUUGAUAUUGUUAAAAUGAGGCAGGAGAUGUAUGACUUACAUUUAAAGAAGAGAUUAGAACGACCACCAAUUGAAUCAGAUAGUGAUGAUGAGAUUAUAUUAUCUGAUGACAGUUCUGAAGAUGACAAUGAAUAAAAUUGAAUUUAUUUGUUU
Molecule: messenger RNA, 957 nt
Organism: Entamoeba histolytica HM-1:IMSS
Lineage: Eukaryota; Evosea; Mastigamoebida; Endamoebidae
Product: TBC domain containing protein
Exons: 1
Coding region: 1-939 (312 amino acids)
Source: RefSeq, a predicted model, not a curated record